Lactuca saligna is the source of this 1085-nucleotide messenger RNA. The record is from the annotation of a GenBank genome assembly. NCBI's taxonomy places the organism in Eukaryota, Viridiplantae, Streptophyta, Magnoliopsida, Asterales, Asteraceae.
CGCGCAAUUACACAAACACAAUGACGGAGAAGAAACAGAAAGACACGAAGAAGGCUUCAUCCCAAUCGAAACCAUGCAUGUCGAACCAAGAUCGCGGAAAAGCGGUAUUAGAUGAUGAAGAGGAAUCCGAAGAUCCUCCAACGGAGCAAAUCCGAUGCCUCACACUCCACUCACAAAACUCGCCUAAAUUAGGUGAAUCGUUCAGUUGGAAGAGGUACAGACUAUGGAAGCAAGACAGGUAUCACAGAUCAGCACGACUCGAAAGGCAACUCAAAUCUCUGGAAGAUCGAAUCGAUAAACAACUGAAACGAUUCCAAGCCCAAUACUCUCGCGCCAAAAACCCAACACGACCAAAAGAUGUCGCCGAGCUUCUCAUGCCUAAAUCCAGCCCACCUCUGGAACUCGCCACUCUCUCAUGGCUAGGUGACUGGCGCCCAUCUUCCAUUUUGGGCCUCUUUAGCUCCCUCAUCCGAUCUUCACCAACCCUCGCCUCAUCUUUAUCUCACGCAGGUGCCACACAAAAGGCCAUUUCUCAAUUGAUCCAUGACUUGCGGAUCGAAGAAGCUGUCAUCGAUGAAGAAAUGAUGGAGAUUCAAGCCAAUUGCAUUCUCCGAAUCCCUUUCGCAAUCGCUAACGAAAAGCCCAAUGGAUCUACUUUAGAUCAAGUCAAUUCUGAACUCAAAAAAGUCCAUCGUCUCAUCGUCAAGGCCCAAAACUUCAGGACAAAUGCAUUGGAAACGGUGGUGAAGAAGAUUUUGUGCCAGAGUGAUGCGGCGGAGUUCCUGGUGGCGUUCGACGGAAUUCAAGAAACCGUUCACCAGUUUUCGAAAGAUUAUAAGAUGAGAAAAGGUCCGGUAACAGUGCCAUUGAUCUCCGGUUCAGAAAUUGUGGGGGUGGAUAGCGGCUACUCGUUGUGUAAGUUUCUUUGAAAUCAUGGGUACAACUCGUAAAGCGUUUAGUACUACCUCUUAUGCAGUUGCUCUGUUGUCUAUGCAUCAAUGUUGUUCUUUCACAUCAUUCUGUGUAAUCUGUACGUGAAAUUUUUGUUUUGUUUUUUUGUAUUCAUAAAGUACAAUAAGUAGUUG